AACGUUCACGUAGCUAACUUCACACGUAGCGGAAAAAUCCCUAGUUGUGCCACGAUUACGUUUACGUACACAAACCAAAUUCUCUGUUAUUCUACGAUGUGAUCAUAUGUUUACAAUAAUCAAUCAGUAAAAAGUAAAUAAAAUGUUACAAGAGGACUCAAACGGCGAAGCCUCAUUUGAAAUAAUCGACAAGAAGCAGGACGAUGCCUCGAAUGACAAGACAGAAUCUCUGAGUAGCGUGUCAUCUCCGUACUCGAUACCUUCCCCAGGGGGUGUCGCUCUGCCGGGUGGAAAUUUGCUCUCGAAUUUACCACCUCCGACAAAUCUCCCUGAUUUCACACUGUGGCAGUCUCAAGCAAUCCCAGCACCUACCCCUUUACCUCCAAACAUCGCGCCUGCGGCUACACAAGCGGCCCCCGCACCGGUUAACGUCCAACCGUUCCCCCAAACCCAGUUUAGUGCUGCCAUACCGCCGAGUAAAGGUGUUCAACAUGGACCAGUUCCCCAAACUAGUGCAGACGCAGGACAGGGGGGCGGGGGACUGAUAGGCUGGAUGAAAGAUGCAGUCUCCAGCGGUGGCAUAUUAUCAAAGGUUGCGGAAAAGGCGAAAAACUCCGUAGAUUCACUCAUCACAACCCUAGACCCACAAAUGUCGGAGUUCAUUUAUUCUGGAGGGGACGUGGAGCUUGCUGUUGUAUCGCAAGACCCGGACGAAGUCGCCCCCAUUCGUGAGGCAAUUUUUUCAGUAUUUGGUAAAGCUUGGGUGAAUGGGAUUAGCGUUAAAGUUGAUGAAAGGAAACACCAAGCUGUAGGUUUUGAAGAAGGGAUUAAGAGGGCGGAAGAAAAGCUAAAAGCGGCGUUAAACUCGAGUCAAGUUCCAACAAUUGCUAUUGAGAAUAUUCUUUUACAACAAAACGAUGAAUGGUUUGACUUAAGCGUCUUAGUUUUGAAAGAUGUGGAGAAAAAGAUUUUGCUUAAAACAUAUACUCAAACGACACCAAUUCCGCUUGAUUCUUUUGUGAAGUUGGCCGAAAAAGAAAUGCCCAGCUAUGCGAAAGGGUGCGAUUCAACCGAAAAACUACUAGCGGCGUAUUUACAAGUUUGUAAAAAUAAUUGGCAACAGGGGGUGAGUGGGGUUGCUAGAAAAGAAACCCUAUUUCUAGCAGCGAGGACACUUGUUACUUUGUAUAAAAACAAAAUCACUAAUUAAAUAUCGUACUUACUGGAAUAUAAAAUUAAUGAUAUAA
Tribolium castaneum (red flour beetle) is the source of this 1247-nucleotide messenger RNA. RefSeq names its product protein PRRC1-A. Bases 143 to 1210 code for a protein of 355 amino acids. Gene Ontology annotation, biological process: activation of protein kinase A activity. Gene Ontology annotation, molecular function: protein kinase A regulatory subunit binding. The record is from RefSeq and is a predicted model, not a curated record. Lineage: Eukaryota; Metazoa; Arthropoda; Insecta; Coleoptera; Tenebrionidae. Gene Ontology annotation, cellular component: cytoplasm. The transcript is spliced from 6 exons.